AUGGGGGGGUUACCAUUAAAACCAGGAACGUACAGCGACGGUCAGGUCCCGGUCAAUUUCAAGCGAGAUGACAGCGAGGACUGCACCUUCAUGAGCGCGCGCACGCGAUUAAAUGCUUCAAUCCCCUACGAGAAAAGAAAGGAAGAAGCUGCUGACAUUCAGUUUGUUGCCCGCGCCCAGGUGCCGUUUAAGAACAAGCGCGGACGCAGCGCACGAAGAAACAAGAUACUUCACCACACCCUCGUUCUGAAUCCCAAAGAGAACUUGUUCGCAUCUCGCUCUUUCUCGUCCGCAGAAUCACAGAUACGCCACCCGAAAGCAGUGCGGAACACUAUGAGCUGA
This is a messenger RNA of Pyricularia pennisetigena, 342 nucleotides long. RefSeq lists its product as uncharacterized. Bases 1 to 342 code for a protein of 113 amino acids. The transcript has a single exon. NCBI's taxonomy places the organism in Eukaryota, Fungi, Ascomycota, Sordariomycetes, Magnaporthales, Pyriculariaceae. The record is from RefSeq and is a predicted model, not a curated record.